AUGGCCAACGCGGCGGCGGCGGCGGCGGCGGCGGCGCUCGACAGCAUCCCCAGUCACAGUGUCAUCCCGGACGUCCAACCUGAACUUCUUCUUCUUCUUCAAGAGCAGCAGGACGCGACGAUCCGCGUGCAAGACUUCCUUUCCCUGCGCGACACGGUCCACGCCGACGGUAUCGUCAGCCCGUCGGAGGUGAGCUCGGCGACGACCAGCAGCAAGAACUCGGUGAUCAGCUGUUGCGACUCGUCGGACGACAACAAGUUGUGCGCCGAGAACAAGGAGGAGGAGGAAGAGGAAGAGGUGGUGGUGGUGGUGGACUUGACACAGCUCAGUCCCGAGGAGCGGGAGAAGUACUUGGAGAUGCUGCGCCGGCGGCGGGCGGAGAAGAAGCGGAACGCUGUCAUUGACGCGCUCGACGAUGCCUUUGGGCCGACCGCUCUGUUGUUGUUCCGGGGUGUGGCGGGCCGGGACAGGGCUCAGCGGGUUCUGAAGGGUGUUAGUGAUAUUGGAGAGAGGACUGGAAUGGCGAAGAUGUCUGAUGAAGCAGGGAAGGAGACUAGCAGUUCUGAUAUGGUGGAGGAAGAGAAUGAGGAAGGGAAGGAAGGUGGACGUACCUGA
Chaetomium strumarium is the source of this 615-nucleotide messenger RNA. RefSeq lists its product as uncharacterized. The transcript has a single exon. Bases 1 to 615 code for a protein of 204 amino acids. Lineage: Eukaryota; Fungi; Ascomycota; Sordariomycetes; Sordariales; Chaetomiaceae. The record is from RefSeq and is a predicted model, not a curated record.